Messenger RNA from Fusarium venenatum, 930 nucleotides. RefSeq lists its product as uncharacterized. Gene Ontology annotation, biological process: biosynthetic process. The record is from RefSeq and is a predicted model, not a curated record. Gene Ontology annotation, molecular function: isomerase activity. Gene Ontology annotation, cellular component: cytoplasm. Lineage: Eukaryota; Fungi; Ascomycota; Sordariomycetes; Hypocreales; Nectriaceae.
AUGGAGCUUCCCUUUGUUACACUCGAUGUCUUCACAAAGACUCGCUACCGAGGCAAUCCCCUCGCUGUCGUUACGAUCCCAGCAGAUAGCAGUAAUCCUAAGCCUACGCAAGAGCAGAAGCAAACCAUUGCCCGCGAAUUCAACCUCUCCGAGACAGUCUUUAUCCACGAGGCCAGCCCUGAUGCCGGCAGUGAUGUCACUCGCCGAGUGAUCGACAUAUUUACAACGGACGCCGAAAUCCCGUUUGCCGGACAUCCUACUAUAGGUGCCGCUGUCACGCUCAUCCCCAAGGGCGUUGAUACGGUCAUAACAAAAGCAGGCCCAAUUGCACUCACCCAGACCCGUCCCGGUUAUAUCCAAGCUGCUAUUCCGCACAACGUUCGCUGCCAUCAAAAGACCUUGGCCGAUCUAUCAGCACCAGCGCCUGGCCAAAUCUCUCCAGACCCCGCGAUACGCGAUUGUGAACUGCGUGCACCCCUGUUCAGUAUCGUCAAUGGUAUGACGUUUGUGCUCAUCGAGCUUCCUGAUCUUGAUCAUCUCGGAAGGGUUCAAUUAAGCGGCGUAUCCCUGCCUGCGAAUGACGUUCUUGACGGUGGUUGGAAAAAAAGCCUCCUCUGCAAAUAUUACUACGUAGUCAACAACCGACGUGAGGAAGAUGGUGUGUCAAUAUAUUCUAUCCGGUCGAGGAUGAUGGAAGCUGCCAUGGAGGACCCAGCUACAGGCAGUGCUGCAAGCGCGCUUUCAAGCUACCUUUCGCUUCAGCAGACUAGCACUGGUGAUCACGACUUCCGAUACGAAAUCGACCAGGGUGUUGAGAUGGGCAGGGAGAGUAACAUCGUAGUUGAUGUUGGCAUGAAAGGGUCCGAGAUUGCUACAGUCAAGCUCUCGGGAACAGCUACCCCAGUUAUGCGUGGCUUUGUCACUGUCUAG